UUUAGCUUCUGUGGUGGUGGGCGUGUGCGAACAGUUCGCUUCUAGCUGCAAGCUACAAUGACAAAUAACAUUAGUGACUAUCGUAAGCUAAUUUUUUUUCAUCGUCAGGCUGUUUCUUGGUAGCACAGACUCUGUCGAGAUUAACGCGAAAUUAAACCGUUUUGGCGAGUGUUUAGCCACAUAGAAAGCCCUAAAACGUUAUAGCGUUUUAGCUAGCUAGUAAUCUUUAAGUUACCAAUAAGACACACGAGACAAUUGACUUUAAUAAUAGAUAACGGUGAUUCAGCUUGCUAGCUAGAAAAAUAGCUAACUACAUCUUGAAAGCCUCAACACCCAAAACGUCACAUUCAUAAGGUCCAUACUUUGUUGUAUGUCGUUUUCGGAUCUCGCCAGUGUUUUAUUUAUUGCUGCGUUUUGAUCUACCAAGAUGUAUGGGAUGUCGGGAUGACAAGAAAAUGGCAAACGGGGUUGGAAAACACAAGCUACUUGUCAUUGGACCAAUAGAGCCAUGGUCAGUGAGGGAGAAGCUGUGUUUGGCCACAUCUGUCAUGAAGAGUGGAGACCAGAACUGGGUAUCUGUCAGUCGAGCCAUCAAGCCAUUUGCAGAACCCGGGAGACCACCUGACUGGUUCUCUCAAAAGCACUGUGCCUCCAAGUACUCUGAGCUCCUGGAAACAACAGAGGCCCCAAAGCGGAAACGUGGUGAGAAAAGUGAAGUGGUGGAGACAGUGGAGGACGUGAUAGUACGCAGACUGACAGCUGACAGGAUUGAUGAACUAAAAAGAUUGAUCAAAGAAACACAGGAGAAGCACAGGAAGCUGAAGAGAGAGACUGAACUGAUUCAAGCCGGACAUCUAGAUUCCAAACUAGAAGAGUUAUGGGAAGAGGUUCUUCAGAAGAAGAAACUGGAGGAACAAGAAACAGAGUUGAAAAGAAAAAACACAAUAGCCAGACAGGUGGCAAAGAACACACCUAAGCGAGUGCCAAGCAUCACCAUGCAUUCAGCCUCAGACUCCCCAAGCAAGGAGUUCUCACCAGGUGACCCACUUGAGUGCUUGACACUAGAUCUUGCAUCAACAAAAAAUGCUUCAGGAUCAGCCAGAUUAAUGUCAAUUGCUGAGUCUUCUGGACCUGGUAAUGACGACAUCAGCCUCGGGUCACUUCUGGAUGACCCCACCCAAAAGAAGAUUCUGGGCCAGAAAGCCACACCACCACCAUCUCCGCUCCUGUCAGAGUUAUUGAAGAAAGGCAAUAUCUUGGCCACAAAUUCCAGACUGAUUGGGGAGGGGGACGUGACCACCGGUAAUAUGACAGCAGCAAAUGACUUGCAGCUGGCUCUGCCUUGCCAACCUCUCUCUCAGGCAACAGGUGCCCCGAUGUUAUCCCGUCUCCUGGAGGCAAGUCCUACCAAGUUUUCUGCUCCGUUAGGUUUCAUGGUCAUUGCUGACUCAGCCUCCAGUGCUCCUCUCUCUGCUGCCACUCCUGUGCCUGUUGACUCUGCUGCAAGUACAGAGAUGGAUGUUAUGGUGCCAUCUUUGCCCCCUGGAUGCCAACCUGUCUCUGCAGAGGAUAAAGUGUCAGAGCUCAGUGAGGAGGAUGUGUCUGGGUCCUACCUGGGGGAUGAGCUGGACUUGAAGACAGUGGGGGACAUUAUUGCCAUCAUUGAGGACAAGGCAGAUGAGACUGUAGAGGCUUUGGAUGCAGCUGCAGUUGAGGCUGCGCUGUCACUGUGUGAGGAGAACGGCCAUGCUUUGUCUGGUGCUUGGGAGGCUGGGCCUUUCCAGCCCCAUGAAUCUCACCCCGCAGUGCCCACAGGGGACCCACAGUCCUUGUCUUUUCACUGUUGUCUGGAGGGGAAGACAGACUUGUUAGAAGUUCAGCGUGGGACUUCAGCUUCACUCUCCUCUGUUUGCGACACUCAAGAUAACGGUCUUGCAGCAUUCCCAAUGGGACUAAGGGGCCUUCCUCCCACCUCCUCAUCCUCACACAGCUCAAAGAGUUUGGAGCACUGCCACGCUGGAGCACCUCCACAACCUGAGGCCAUGAGAGAGACUGAAUUGUUGGCACACCAGAAAAGCCAAAUUUCAAGGGGUGUUACUAUAAAAUGUGAGAGUAAGAAGUGGACACAGCAAAGACCUGAAAAAGCUCAUGGAGACUCAGUGUUAGAAGAUAGCCCACUGACAGAAAGGCAUCCCAAGGAGAUGAAAGCGGAGGAUGGAAUAAGUGUUGGGGGAGGAGAGAAUGCCUCAGGGACUAAAUCGUACAAUGAGCUCAAUGGGCCAGAUGUGUGUGGAGAAGAAGACGGUGAUGGGGUGGAGGGAUUCUUGUCAGAGCCAGAUGGCGAGAUGGAGCUAGAACCCGCGGCCAGUGAGAGUGAGGAUGGAUACAGCCUCCACACGGCCUCCUCUUCUCUACAGCUCCACACAACCGCAGAGUCCAUCCCCAGCAGCCCUGCCUCUUCGCAGUUUUCUGUGUGCAGUGAGGACCUGGAAGCUCUACAAGCUCACAAGAUCUGGAAGAAAGCCAUUAUGCUGGUGUGGCGUGCAGCGGCCAAUCACAGGUAUGCAAAUGUCUUCCUGCAGCCGGUAACAGAUGAAAUUGCACCUGGGUACCACAGUAUUGUGCAGAGGCCCAUGGACCUUGCCGCCAUAAAAAAGAACAUUGAGACUGGUGUGAUUCGGACCACCGCUGAGUUCCAGAGGGACAUCAUGCUCAUGUUUCAGAAUGCGGUCAUGUACAACAGCCUGGAUCAUGAUGUGUACCACAUGGCUCUGGAGAUGCAGCGUGAUGUCCUGGAGCAGAUCCAGCAGUUUCUGGCUACCCAGCUAAUCAUGGAGACGUCAGAGUCUGGUAUCAGCGCCAAGAGCCUGAGGGGCCGUGAGAGCACACGCAAACAGGACUCUACUGACAAGGACAUUGUCUCCAUGUCCUCUCCUGCCUUCCUUCUUUCUCUUUUUGAUGGAGGCACCAGAGGGCGCCGUUGUGCCAUAGAAGCCGACCUCAAGAUGAAGAAAUGAACAAACAGUAUGUGGACAGGAUCCAAUAGUGUUGCUGGGUUGAAGUCAAAGGUGUGAAGCCACAAGACUGAAUUUAUGUCAGUUGCACCGAUUCUUACUGCAUAAAAUGCAGUAUAACCUUAUUUGCACUCUAAAUUAAAUGGGUAGACAGAGAUAUGGAGAAGCCUAUUUCCUCUGAGACAGCCAUACGGACAUGGAUUACAAACUGUGUAAUCCCAGAUUACAAUGAUGCAGAUCACUUAGGGUGAGCCCGUUCUGGAUUCCAUCAGGUUGUCUAAAUGAAGAUAAAAGUUAUUCUGAAAUUAAAACUGCGUGAGUUCUGGUUGAACUCCAGAAUAGAUGUGUGAUUUCGUGAAAACAUAUCAUGUUGGUGAUAUGUUAAACCAGAGGCCAAAGAGUGUGAUUAAUUUAGAAGUUGUAAAUGGUCAUACUCAUUUCAAACAGAAACAUUUUCAUUUUUUGUAUGGGAUCAUUUGAGUUUAGUUUUUUUAGUUUUCUAAUUUUAAAAACGUUCAGAUCAUGUUUAAAUAUGGCUGUAUUGUUUGAGCCUAAUUGAUUUCAUCUAGGCUAGACUUCCUGUGAACCGGUACCAACAUGCAUAUUCGUAGUCAAUUUCAGUAUUUCUGAGAAAACGUCAUAUUAUUAAACUGUUUGGUGGAAAUGUUUAAACAAUAAAUCUUCAUAAAACCACCAACCCA
Molecule: messenger RNA, 3715 nt
Organism: Etheostoma spectabile (orangethroat darter)
Lineage: Eukaryota; Metazoa; Chordata; Actinopteri; Perciformes; Percidae
Gene: brd8a
Product: bromodomain containing 8a
Exons: 20
Coding region: 432-3017 (861 amino acids)
Cellular component (GO): NuA4 histone acetyltransferase complex
Molecular function (GO): protein binding
Source: RefSeq, a predicted model, not a curated record